Molecule: messenger RNA, 2010 nt
Organism: Aspergillus alliaceus
Lineage: Eukaryota; Fungi; Ascomycota; Eurotiomycetes; Eurotiales; Aspergillaceae
Exons: 1
Coding region: 92-1330 (412 amino acids)
Source: RefSeq, a predicted model, not a curated record
AUUUCGUUCGAUCACUCAGAUGCUCUUUUGAGAUCCCAAAACCUUUCUAUCAUAUAUCACCUGUUUAUAUGAUCGCUAAUCAAUCUUCGUGAUGAGCCGUUCAUGCUCAGGCCAGAAACAGUGGUAUGUUUGCUCUCAAGGCCCUUUCCAAGGAUGCUGUUCGGUAGAUCCAUGCGCUUCCGGUGGUGUCUGCCCGGACGAUGAUGAUGAUAAGUCAACAACAACCAAGCAUACUAGCUCGUAUACUAUGGUACGAACCGUGACUCUCACGACGUCCGGAUCUUCCACACUAUCUACGGUUGCGAGUAAUGUAACUACGACUGGUCGCCCGGAUACAACUAAUCUUCAUGGAACCACGGCUGCCUCCACCACCAGUAUCGAUACGAGCGCUGCCGACAACGUGGGUUCCGAGGCGGAAGGCAGCAAAGGAACCCCCAUUGGACCCAUUGUCGGAGGUGUUAUAGGGGCCAUCGUAUUCCUCAUACUGCUUAUUAUGGUUCUGAUUUUUGCCUAUCGCAGGCGCAAGAAGCGUGUAAGGCGAUUCACUCUUCUCCGAUGGCACACUCCUCUCACUGAUGAUGACAAGGAGGGGCCAUUUGAAAUCGAUACCAAGCCACCACAGAAUGACCGGAUGACUACAGAACAAGAAAUACAUAGUAUGCCAUCAAGACUUCUUAACUUCUCCAAUCUAUACGGCGUGCGGCAAAUGACCUUUUCUCUAUCAGCGCCAUUGAAAAAGGAAAAAGCUGAAGUCAGCUCCCUUCUCACGCCAACUGACUAUUCCACCAACGGAACCACCCCAACCUCACCUACAUCCACCGCAGCAGAAUUAAACGCGUACCACCUCUACCCUCCGAGCCCGUACGCGCCAUUCAGUUGCUCAAAUGCAUCAACAUCCGAGCUCAGCGACACGGGCGUGCACCGACCACGAGCCGAACUAGCAUCCCCGCCCACCAGGGAGCUAAUAAACGUCCCACAGCAGCAAAGACCGUCCUCAAAUCAAUCGAUAUUAUCACUGGGACGUUCAAACCCAGGGUGCGUCGAACUGGCAGCUCAACCCUGCAGGGAGUUAAUAAACGUUCCUCCUCGCCAACGUCAACAACCUCUUACGCUGCCCGCAUCGCCCCAGGGACAGUUAGACUCGACUUGCACAAGCCCGCCGCCCGUCAUCACCGCUGAUGGCGUAGUCUUGACUGCGAACUUUGACGCUUCUUUGCCGGAAUCUUCCUCCGGCCAUGGCACGCUCAGUAGUCAUGCCAUGGGCUUCAUGGAUUACGAAACUGCAAGGAGGUCAAUGUUCUCGGCUCAUCGACCGGAGUGGGAAGGAUAGGCCCGACGAGGCUAGGUUGGACAAGCACGAAGGAGAAGGCCCUCCCAAGAGGGCCAGAUAAUAGUAAUAAUAAUGAAUGAGUAUAAUGAUUUGACGAUCUCGCUGCUGAAGGGCGGAUGAUCUUGGAAUGGGAGCCUUUUGCCUUUUGCUUUCUCCUAUUCGUUCUUUCUCUUACGUAUGUAUGGUCACGGCAUGUUAUUCUUUACCUGGUGUGCUCAGCUUUGCAAGGUUCAUAUCGGCGUGUAUUUAUGAUAUCAUAAGCAUUUCUUUCAUUUGGUAUAUGCCGUUCAUGGGAAACAGCAAAAACGUAAUAGAGAUAGCUAAUACCCAGUUUUGCGUGUGAACCGGACACUAUAGCCAAUUCCACAAGCGAUUGUCAAUAUAUCAUAGCCAUAGCAGUCGCAAAGCCUAAGUAGAAUAUAGGGAGCCAGUUCAACCCCUGUUUCUUUGCAAAUAGAGACGAAAAGCAGUGCUGGCAGUGACUGAUCUUUGCGGCGGUUGAUUCAAAACACACGAGUUACUCCAAUUAGGCGUCUUUACUGCACAAAGCCCUUCGGCGUUGCGGAAGAUAUAUCAUCAAGACAGGAACGAAGUCCCUGACCACCAACCAUCAGGCUUGAAUGUGUACGAGCUACCGAUAUUCGUAAGUGGAGACCUUGGUAUAGUUUGCUGUUGUGGUU